Rosa rugosa (rugosa rose) is the source of this 1787-nucleotide messenger RNA. RefSeq lists its product as uncharacterized. The record is from RefSeq and is a predicted model, not a curated record. The transcript has 2 exons. Gene Ontology annotation, molecular function: nucleic acid binding; zinc ion binding. Bases 679 to 1653 code for a protein of 324 amino acids. Lineage: Eukaryota; Viridiplantae; Streptophyta; Magnoliopsida; Rosales; Rosaceae.
CCCUGCCUGCACAUCACAGCAGCGCCUCCGCCCCUGCCUGCACAUCACAGCAGCGCCUCCGCCUUGCAAGUCCGGCGUUUGCAGUCGCAGCCCAGCCUGCAAUACACCGGCCUGCAGCACACCACCGAGCCUCUAGCCUGCGCCGAUCCCGCCUGCAGCAGCCCGAGCGACUGCCCAGCCCCGGCGAUCCGUCGCAGCCCAGCUUGACAAGCAGCCACCUUCACCGAUCUGCUCCCACCGAUCACCUAUCCCAGCAGCCCACCGAUCACCGCUCACCUGCUGCUGCACCCAGCGCGCCUCCUCUGCAAACUAGAAGAAGACUCGAAGGACUGAAGGAGGAAGAAGAGAAAGGAAAAAGAAAAAAAACCGGCCCAAAGAAAAGGGACCCGGCCAAGAAAAAAAAGAAAAAGAAGGGCCUAAGUAUACACCCGGCCCAAAUCAAAAAAAAAAAAAAAAAAAAAAAAAAAAGCAGGCCCUGCAGGACCAGAAACGAAAAAAAAACAGAGAAAGAAAAGAAAAAAAGGAGAAGGUCCAAAGUAAAGAUCAGGCCCAGAAAAAAAGUGCUAAUUCUCAGCCCAACAAAUCAGCAGGCCCAGCAGAACCCGAAAAAAAACAUCGCUACGCACGCCUGCAUCAACACGCGCGUGCGCUAGGAUCGUUUUAUUUACUCAAAAUCAAAUGGCUGAUCCAACUCGACCUGAGUUUGACAUCUUGGACUCAGAAGGACUUGAGUACCAUCGUUGGGUUUCCGAUAUGGAAACUGCCUUUGUGGCAAAAGACUACACUGCCACCAUUACUGAUCCCAAAGAUGAUGAACUAUCUAAUAAGGUGAAAGCAGAUGCCUUAAUUUUUCUGAGGCGACAUAUUGAUCCUAGCCUACGCUGGGAGUACCUUCAGUUGAAGACACCCAAAGCACUGUGGGAUGCCCUUAAAGGACGUUUUGGGAACAUUCACGAUACUUUGCUCCCAGGACUGGCUGUUCAGUGGAAUGGAAUCCGCUUUCUUGACUAUAAAAAGGUCAAUGACUUCAACAAGGACAUGUUGCGCUUAAAGGCACGUCUCAAUUUCUGUGGAAGGGAAAUCACAGAAGAUGAUAUGAUCUCAAAGACUCUUACCACCUUUCCUAAUUCAGCUUUUAUACUAGCGAACCAGUAUCAAUUGGAUUAUGACAACAAAAGAAUCACAACCUUCAAUAAGUUGAUAAGCCUACUGCAAGUGGCUGAGAGACAAAAUAAGAUUCUCUUGAAUAACAAUGCCAGGCCCACUAGGACAAAGAAAAUUCCCGAGGCUAAUUAUGGAAAAAUGAAAGGUGGAAAUAACUCCAAUGCAAGGGGGUUUAGACGUGCUGAUCCCUACCCACGUGGCAACAAUGCACCACGUGGAAAGGGACAUGGGGAUCAUGGAAACAAGAUGCCAAAGGAAAGAGUUGACAAUGAACCAUGCUAUAGGUGUGGAUUCAUUGGGCAUUGGUACAAGAACUGCCAAGCAAACAACAGAGUAGCAGCCAAUUACAAGAGGUAUAGAGAGUCUAAAGAACAAGAGGCUCACUAUAUGGAAGAAGGAGGUCAUGACCUAGACGUCAACCUUACAAUUGCAGACUUCAAUGGCAAAGAGGAACUUGCUAAGUCAAUGGAUGCUCUCAAUCUUGACUGAUCUGCUUUAUUCAUUUUAUUUUCCAAAGACAGUUAUGAAGGCAUAAUGCCUCAUUUUUAAUUAGACUACUACUUGGUCUUAAAGUUUAUUUCAAUACUGGUUUGAUGAAUUAGAACAAGACCUUGAUUUGAUUA